This is a messenger RNA of Cavenderia fasciculata, 570 nucleotides long. Its product is annotated as phosphatidylethanolamine-binding protein. The record is from RefSeq and is a predicted model, not a curated record. Bases 1 to 570 code for a protein of 189 amino acids. NCBI's taxonomy places the organism in Eukaryota, Evosea, Eumycetozoa, Acytosteliales, Cavenderiaceae. The transcript is spliced from 2 exons.
AUGGAAUUUAUUGAAAGAUGUCUUGGCAGAUUAUUUUAUAAUUUCAGAGGAAGAGAUGUUCAUUUAAUUUGUAAUGCAGAUAAUGUAUCCAUCAUCCCAUCAACCAUUCAAUUAACUAGUAGUGAUUUCAAUGAUAAUGAACCAAUGCCAUUAGUAUGUACCUCUGGAGAAGGAGAAGAUAAAUCUCCAUCACUUGAAUGGAAAAAUAUGCCAGAACAAACCAAAGAGAUAUUAAUAAUAUUGGAAGAUCCCGAUGCUCCACUACCAAAACCUGUUAUUCAUAUGAUAUGUCGUAUUCCACCAACAUUUAAUUCAAUCGAACAAGGAGUAUUGAAUAUAGAUAAUAACAUUCACAAUUUCAAAUUCUUGCCAGGAAUAUUUGGAAGGCUGGGAUAUCACGGACCACGUCCAGUUAGAAUGCAUGGGUCUCACAGAUACAUUUUUCAAAUAUAUGCUCUAAAUGAACCUAUCCUUGAUGAAGAGGUAACCAAUAAGGACGAUUUAAUAGAUUCAAUAUCUAAAAAAUCUAUAUCUCGUGGUACUCUCACAGGAACUUUUGAAAGAUUCUAA